AUGUAAAAUAAUAUCACAUUAUCUGUGGACUAUAAAAUCCCUAUUCCUAUUUAGCAUGACAAAUAGCGUUUACUAAUCACCUUAUUGACAAAUGAAGAGAUCAUAGUCCAAGUUUAUUAGUCAAUUGAUGAAGAACGAGCAAAAUUCAAUUCCUAAUUUACUAUAAUCAAUCUAAAAUUAAAUCAAACUAAUUAAUAUCAAUUUAAAGAUGAAGUCUUUCAAAUUAAUAUUAUUGAUGAACAAUACCUAUCCUUUUUAGCAUAUGAAAAAGAUAAUUUAAUGUUCCUCAAUUAUAGAAAUGGAGAAUUUAGCAAUAAAUACAAAGGUUGCUUAUAUUAACUGCUUUUUCAUCCGUAAGUGGAUCUGUAAAUUAAAGAAUACAGAGAUUUAUAUUUUAAUCAAGCCCUUACAUAUUGUAUCAACAGAAAUUCUGUGAUUGCUCUUGUAUGUGAUUUUCGAGUAACCAAUAAGAAAGAAGUGUUAGUGACAAUUUUGAAGAAUAACUAAAUUCUACAGAUAUAUAGCUUUUUUAGAGAAAAUGGAAGACUUGGUAAAAUGAUGCUUUUUUGUUUAGAUUAAGACUUUAUAAUUGCUUAAUCGAUAGUAGAAGCAUAAUAACUGAAUUUUAUCAUUUUGAAUGAAGAGGGCUAUAAAGAAUAUUCUGUAAAAUUAACAAUCAAUGAAGAUACAAGCAUUGUAAAAAUAUUUUAUAGGAAGGAAAAUAUUAUAUUUUUGUUGAAUGAAAACAAUUUUGGACACCCUUGGGUUGUAAUUGUGGAUUCACAUACUCUCCUUUUGAAAAAGUGCAUAGAAUUAACAUUAAAGAUUGGUGAGAACUAAUUUGCAGUGAUCUUAGAUGUAAAAAUACAUUAAGAGUCUUAGGCAUUUUUAUUGAAUUGUCAAUAAUUAUUUAUAUACUAUGAAAUGAACAUUGCAGGAAUGUACAAUGAAUAGUUUUUAUAAGCGGUUGAUUUUACAGACGACUUUUAGAAAUUCAUAAUUAAAGAUUAUAUUCAAUAUCCUGAAACAUCAGUUGCUAAUAUAGUGGCAUCUGAUUGUGGGUUUGUGACUGUUCCCAGGGCUGUAGAAAUUGGCACUAUUUAAGAUAAUUAUUUAGAAUUUGAUGUCUCGCCCAUCUCCAUCUAAAAAGGUGAUACUAUAGAACAAAAGAUCAAAAAAUUAAAUUAGGAAUCACAAUUAGUUUAUUAUAAUAAAUUACCCAAUGUUCUGUGUUAUGCAUACCAUUUUAUGGAAAAGAGAGGACUAUUUACAUAUUAGAGUGAUAAUGAUUUUUAAUAUAUUGCAGGAGAGAUUAUAAAGAAAAUGAAAUCCAAAAAAACAAACAAUUAAAUUUAAAUAGAAUGA
Molecule: messenger RNA, 1365 nt
Organism: Paramecium tetraurelia
Lineage: Eukaryota; Ciliophora; Oligohymenophorea; Peniculida; Parameciidae
Exons: 4
Source: RefSeq, a predicted model, not a curated record